This is a messenger RNA of Zea mays, 300 nucleotides long. The record is from the annotation of a RefSeq genome assembly. Lineage: Eukaryota; Viridiplantae; Streptophyta; Magnoliopsida; Poales; Poaceae.
AUGCCUCCCAGCCGGGGGGCGGAUCGAAUCGGAGUUUCCUUAGGUAGCCACCGACCUACAGUUCUCCUUAAACUUCUGUGCUUGGUGGAAAAGAAGCGAACAAAGGUACGCUCGCUUGCUGUCUUGUUCUCUGCCGCGGACUGGGAUCGCUCGCCAGCUAGGCCCUCUAGAAAAAAGUUGGAGCAACAUUGUAUGAGAACAUAUUACCCAUCUUCGGGGACAAGGGGCGGAACGACCUCUCGAUCUACUUACUGCAGCCCAGGACGGGCGUCGUCGUCUAGGCGUGACUUCUUGUUUUGA